Molecule: messenger RNA, 1643 nt
Organism: Mya arenaria
Lineage: Eukaryota; Metazoa; Mollusca; Bivalvia; Myida; Myidae
Product: homeobox protein DBX1-B-like
Exons: 4
Coding region: 291-1337 (348 amino acids)
Biological process (GO): regulation of transcription by RNA polymerase II
Molecular function (GO): DNA binding; DNA-binding transcription factor activity, RNA polymerase II-specific
Source: RefSeq, a predicted model, not a curated record
UGAAUAAAAUAUCCGUGGAAAAAUAAUCAUCAUUCUAUCAUUGUGCUUUUGAUCGGAGGAUCAAGUUUUUCACUAAUAGGCUUAAAUUUGAUUUUUAAAUGACAAUUAUAUACUCUUUUACCUUUUAUUGAACGUGUGUAGCUUUGGCUGCUAAUUAGAUACGAUUGGUUUUAAGAAGACAUUUUAACAAUAUUUGCAAUUUCUAUUAAAAGGAUUAGUUUGAAAAAAGGAGAAUUUAAACUCAUGUUUAUUUUAAAAGAAAAUAUUUAACAAAACUGGAUAAAAGGGACAUGUUUCAAAACAUGAUGACGCCGCAAAUGUAUCAAAGUUUAUUUAGGACACUUCCGUUAGUUCCUCAGCCAGUGUCGACGUCGUCGGCUUCAUUCUUAGUUGAAAAUCUUCUCCGUGAAAGCCAGUCCGCACUUAUAUCCAGACCAGUUACAAGUUUACAGGCGGGUGUCAUCGGGAUUCCGGGUAUAAACAUUACCGGUGUGCCGGGGCUCUCCCUUGCGCGCGGACAGGAAACGUUAAACACGGCGACGACGUCAUCAUCAAGUAAUAACGUGACGCCGUACUUGAAAUUCGGCGUCAGUGCAAUCCUUGGAUCAGACAAUAAUGACAACAGAUCUAGCCCACCACGGGCGUACCACAGCAGUCCCGCACACAUGCCCGUGAGCCCCGUGGCGUGCCCGAAGCCCUGCAGUCCGACCCUAGGGUGCCAGUCCUGCCUCCCCCGCCAACCAACACUUUACGAGCAUCCAUUCCAUGGCAUGUUCAGACACCCGUACUUUGCCGGUUCGCCGCUGAUGCCGAUGCCGAACGCGUUCUCGUUCCUGAGCCAGAUGCGGGGGAAGCCCCGGCGCGGGAUGCUGCGGCGCGCAGUUUUCUCCGACAUGCAGCGCAAGGGGCUCGAGAAAAUGUUCCAGAAACAGAAGUACAUCAGCAAACCUGACCGCAAAAAGCUGGCAACCAAAUUGGGAUUGAAGGAUUCUCAGGUAAAGAUCUGGUUCCAAAACAGAAGAAUGAAAUGGCGGAACUCGAAGGAGAGAGAACUGUUGUCUUCCGGUGGUUCCCGUGACAACACUCUACCGAAUAAGAACAACCCUAACCCAGAUCUGAGCGACCUGAACAAACCCUCCAACAGUGACACAGACGACCAUAUAGAUGCCACCUUCAGCUCGGCAGAUGGCGCAGAGACGUUACCGGAGACCACGGGCUCGAGCCCAUAUGAACAAAUGACUAUGAACUCGCAAGAAAUAUUCCGACAAAUGGACGAAGUGGACGAUGAUUUAGAAUCAUUGUCUGAUAGUGGGGAUGAGGAAAUUGACGUCUCCUAGGUGAAUGGAGAUCUAUGUUCGAUAGGUCAUCUUACAUUUGACUACUGACAAAGAUCGCCUAAAGCCAAGUGCAGCCGUCUGUUCGUGUCACUUGCUUAUAGAUAUGCUUAAACUGGACACGUUUGGAAGGGGAUCUUUCAACAAGCUUUAUGUCAAUAAAUUUAGAAACAUAACAUGUGGUUGAAGAUUAUAUAUUCGGAGAUGAGGAAGUUGGUUGACAACUUUCUAUUGUUAUUGUGAUUAUUAUUUAUUUUGCAAUUAUUUUAUUGUUUUAUCUUGCUGAACAUAAAUAAAUGUGCUUCAACG